Botrytis cinerea B05.10 is the source of this 2563-nucleotide messenger RNA. RefSeq names its product Bcdph6 (gene Bcdph6). Gene Ontology annotation, biological process: protein histidyl modification to diphthamide. Gene Ontology annotation, molecular function: diphthine-ammonia ligase activity. Bases 186 to 2486 code for a protein of 766 amino acids. NCBI's taxonomy places the organism in Eukaryota, Fungi, Ascomycota, Leotiomycetes, Helotiales, Sclerotiniaceae. The transcript is spliced from 3 exons. The record is from RefSeq and is a predicted model, not a curated record.
GAAUCGCAUUGGAUGCACUUAUUAAGGCUCAGGAUUUAGAAUUUCGUAUUUGAAAAGUGCUACGGACAAAAAGUCGAAUGCGUCCCAUGGCAAUUUCUACCAACGCCUAGAUUUUCAUCUGCCCACAUUGUUCUCGCGAGCAAAAUCUGAAAAUUCACACUACCGACCUGAAAUAAGAUAUAGUCAUGUCUGAAUCUCUCAACGUGAUUGCCUUGGUAUCAGGCGGAAAAGACAGUUUCUUCUCAAUAUUACAUUGCAUUCAAAAUGGACAUAAAAUCGUCGCUCUAGGAAAUCUUCAUCCACCUCUCACUGAGCCACAAACGGGAGAAAGCAAUGGUAUUCACAAGGAUGAAAAUGACCUCAAUAGUUUUAUGUAUCAGACUGUGGGGCAUACCAUUAUACCGUUGUAUGAAGAGGCUCUCGGCAUUCCAUUAUACCGACAGGCUAUUGUUGGCAGUGCUGUUCAAACGGGGACGAGUUAUGACGAUGCGGAUCUCACGAGUUCGGAUGCUGAAGAAUCGGUAGAAAAGAAGAGAGACACGGAUGGGGAUGAAACGGAAUCGCUGGUUCCUUUGUUACAAAGAAUCAAAGAUGCGCACCCUGAGGCAAAUGCUCUAAGUACCGGUGCAAUACUCUCUACAUAUCAACGAACGCGCGUGGAAUCCGUGGCCAUGCGAAUGGGACUCGUACCUCUUUCGUUCUUGUGGCAGUAUCCGAUUCUUCCCCCUGGAAUGCAGAUUUCUCUUCUGCAGGAUAUGCAAGCUGUAGGAUUGGAUGCGAGGAUUAUCAAGGUGGCGAGUGGUGGACUCGACGAGAGUUUCUUGUGGGAAAAUGUUGCGUGUGAGAAGGGGAUGCGGAGAGUGGAGAGAGCCAUGAAAAGAUUCAGUGUCGAUGGUGAUGGAGCUGUGUUGGGUGAAGGUGGAGAGUUUGAAACUCUGGUUGUGGAUGGACCGAGCUGGCUGUUUAAAAAGAGAAUAGUAGUGGAGACAAAAGACACGAGGGUCGUGAGGGAAGGUGGAGGCUCUGCUUGGAUACAGAUAAGUAGGGCUUCUUUAGUGGAUAAAGAGAGCAUCGAGAGCAAGGAAAAGUCUUGUCGAGUACCAGAAUUGCUUGAUCAGAGAUCCUCGGAAAUCCUAUCCGCCUUGGACAAAAAUGAUCAUUCCUACGACCCCUCCACAUCAGGCACACCGGGUAGCGAAACAUCGGCGUCGCCAACGUGGGAGCUCAAAUCUUCGAGUGCUAAUGGCAUCGAAGGCGGCAACAUGACACAUUGGACAAUCACACCAGAGAGUGCCUCUUGCUCAUCGAUAUUAGACGAAGCCAAAAGUGUUGUAGAAUCCAUAAAAGUGCGACUUAAUCAAGCAUCGUUGAAAACCACCGACAUUGUUUCGACCAUGAUUAUGCUACGCUCAAUGGAAGAUUUCACAACGAUCAACAAGAUUUACGGCACUCUCUUCCCUCAUCCCAAUCCACCAUCUCGCGUGACCAUCUCCUGCGGAUCCUCGAUGCCCUCAAGCAUAUCUCUAAUAGUUCAUCUCACAUUACAUAUUCCCUCGACUAUCUCAACGCCCCGUAAAGCCCUACACGUACAAUCGCGCUCCUACUGGGCCCCCGCCAACAUCGGACCAUACUCUCAAGCCAGUUCACUCCCCUCCUCGCUCUCCUCCUCCCAAACCUUCACCAUCGCCGGACAAAUCCCCCUCAUCCCCCACACCAUGCUUCUCCCCAGCUCAUCGCCCUCACCCUCACCCUCAUCUCCCUUCCACAUCUCCACCAUCCUUUCCCUCCAACAUCUCCUCCGCAUCGCAGACGCCACAUCCAUCAAAUGGUUCACCAGCGCCUGCAUCUACAUUCCCAACCCCAACCCCUCCUCCCCCUCCUCCACAUCCACCCUCUCAAAACUCGCCUACCAAGCCUGGAAACACAUCCACGACCUCCCAACCCAAGACUCCCACUCCGACGACUCCGACUCCGACUCCGAACCGCGCGAUCUCUGGGAAGAAAAAUUCCGGUACUCCAACACCGCCCCCCUCUCAACCGAACACACGACAACCACAUAUCCCGACCACAAUAUCCUGCAAACGGUCACCCCUACGAUCCCACCUUUCUGGACCGCGGAGGUGGAUUCCUUGCCCCGUGGAAGCGAGGUAGAGUGGCACGCGCAUGUGGGCAUAUGUGAUGGUCCUAUCGAUAUAAAGAAUAUUGAGACGCUCGAGCACCGCGGCAAUUCGCUCACGACUUCAUCUACACGCCAUACUGUUCUUACUUUCCCCUAUGAUGUCAUUCCUUCGUAUGAUGAUCUCAAAGAUGACUAUGGUAAUCGAGGGUUGAUUCAUUUAGUUUACGUGGAUACAUCGCUUGUUGAUGUGAAUGAACUUUUAAGUACAGGAUGGGAAGGUAAGGGGGUGAUACCUUGCAAAAGUUUAUGGGAUGGCGAGGGGAGAAGAUUGAGUACUGUGAUUGUGUUUUGGGGAGAUGCGAGGUAGAGAUAAAUAAAAAAGACUUUAUGAUGUUGAAUGGAUUGCAGACUGGGAUAUGUAUCUAAUAAAUAUCUGGUAUGAUA